Molecule: messenger RNA, 957 nt
Organism: Dermacentor silvarum
Lineage: Eukaryota; Metazoa; Arthropoda; Arachnida; Ixodida; Ixodidae
Exons: 1
Coding region: 341-772 (143 amino acids)
Source: RefSeq, a predicted model, not a curated record
GUUUCCAUAACUUUUUAGACUUUAAUGUCAAGCUGCUGUAGUCGCAACGACUGUAAUUCUUAAUGCACGGUUUAAGCGAGCCUGUCUUUCUCACGUAGCGCCUCAAACUUGUAGCGCGACAGUGGUCGAUAAACGUCAUUACGCAAGCACGGCCUCGAUCGAGCUUGCAGCUGUUGCUGUUUGUGCUGCUGUUAAAAAAAAUAUGGCGGCGUUGCGCUGGUGUUGUUAAACAACCAGAGCAUUAGUUGGCUUCGUUUUGUCGGGCCAAAGCAAACCGCGAGACAAUCAGCUGCGGUCCCAGAACACUCCUUCAAUUGCCCCCACUCUACUUAUAACAAGUAUGGGAGCCCUGUACCAGGGAGACUGUCUCGAGGACGACUUCGAUCCGUGGUUAGACGAGACGGACCCGUGGAUCGACAGGGUAUAUCGGCUCAACGGCGACAUCUCGACGCCGUCGGACUCGGUCAUCACGCACUACCUGACCGACGACGAGCUGUACCAGACGCUGGCGUUUCCCGCCGACUACGACUGGUCGACGACGGUCAUCUUCAAGUUCGACGUGGACUGCCCCGAGAUAUGGCCCAAGCUGUGCAAAUUUAUCGAUCUCUGCCCGGAAGUGAAGUUCGGCGGCUGGGCCCGAACGAAGGUGGCCUACGUGCACCUCAUCAAGACGUGGACGGUUGACGAGGCGGACUUCCUCAUCGGGAAGCGAGAGGUCGAGAUCGAGGGCGUUCACUGCCGCAUUUUGCCCGUCAGGGUUGUGCCGGUCUGAGACGGGUGACAGUGAAAAGCGUGCGUGGUUUGUGUGCGUGUCAACGUGUCGGUCGUUGCAGUGUUUUAACUGUUCGGUCCACCCCUUUUCGUCCGAGUCUCGUUUUGGCCUGCGCGUGUCUUCGUAGGCGUCAGAUGUUAUUAAAAAUGCUGCCAACUCGUUUGGUGAAUAGUGUGUUGACAGAA